GAGAACUUCGUUCACUUGUUUACCUUUCCGACAGCAGCGAAGUCCACAUUUCCUCUGACUGCAUAUGAAUCCCUUCAUUCUUGAUUUCCUGUCAAUGGGUUUCAUUCUGAAGAGAAAGUGUUUCUGUUCUUGACACACAGCCUACAUUCCAUACCUCAGCCAACCAGACCCCUCCAAAAAGGACAGAGAAGAUGAUGGUGAGCACAGCCAACUACCUGUGGUCACUGGAAUAUGUGCUUGGGCAGGGGACCACUGCCAGCAUCUAUAAGGCCCGCAACAAGAUGACAGGGCAGCAGGUUGCGGUGAAGGUGUUUAAACUGAUGAGCUACAGUCGUCCGUACGAGGUUCAGAUGAGAGAGUUCGAGAUGCUCAGGAGACUCAACCACAACAUCAUCGUCAAGCUCUUCUCCGUGGAGGAGCUGAGGAGUAAACAGAGGGUGUUGGUGAUGGAGUAUUGUUCAGGAGGCUGUCUGUUCAGUCUGCUGGUGGAGCCAGAGAACGCCUUCGGUCUACCAGAACCAGAGCUCCUCAUAGUACUACAUUGUGUGGGUCAGUGUGUGUGUGGGUGGAGGCGAAGAGAGGUUAGGAGCCGGGGGAUGAGAUGGUGUGCCCCCCCCAAUCAUUUGGAUGAACCAUUCGUCCUAUUUCCUCUAGUGCACGGGAUGAACCAUCUGCGUGAGAACAGGGUGGUGCAUCGAGAUAUUAAGCCUGGGAACAUCAUUCAUCAGGUGGGAGAGGACGGGAGGUCCAUCUAUAAGCUAACAGAAUUUGGAGCGGCCAGAGAACUAGAGGACGAUGAGAAGUUUGUCUCCCUCUACGGGACAGAGGAAUACGUGCACUCAGACAUAUAUGAGUGUGCAGUGCUGCGGAAACCCCAGCAGAAGGCCUAUGGUGUGAGUGUUGACCUGUGGAGUAUUGGAGUGACGUUUUACCACGCUGCCGCCAGUACUUCACCCUUCACACCCUACGGAGGACCCCGCAAGAACAAGCCCACCAUGUAUAAGGUCACCACAGAGAAGCCGGUAGGGGCCAUUGCUGGAGUCCAGAGGGUUGACGACGGCCCUAUAGAGUGGAGUUACCGCCUGCCACAGAGCUGCCAGCUCUCUAGGGGUCUGAGUGGUCAACUGGUGCCAGUGUUAGCUGGGAUACUGGAGGCAGACCAGGAGAAGUGUUGGGCAUUUGGCCAGUUAUUUUUUGCCACCACAGAGAUACUACAGAGAGUCUCAGUCCAUCUGUUCUGCCUGCAACAGGCCGCAGCUCACCGCAUAUACAUUCACCACCACAACAGGUGGUGAUGAGGUCUUGGCUGGUUUCUUUUGAUUUUCCCAUGAUGUCAAGCAAAGAGGCACUGCGUUUGAAGGUAGGCCUUGAAAUACAUCAACGAAU
Messenger RNA from Oncorhynchus kisutch (coho salmon), 1386 nucleotides. Its product is annotated as inhibitor of nuclear factor kappa-B kinase subunit epsilon-like. Bases 192 to 1295 code for a protein of 367 amino acids. The transcript is spliced from 6 exons. Gene Ontology annotation, biological process: peptidyl-serine phosphorylation. Gene Ontology annotation, molecular function: protein serine/threonine kinase activity; ATP binding. The record is from RefSeq and is a predicted model, not a curated record. Gene Ontology annotation, cellular component: cytoplasm. Lineage: Eukaryota; Metazoa; Chordata; Actinopteri; Salmoniformes; Salmonidae.